Diachasma alloeum is the source of this 897-nucleotide messenger RNA. It is a transcript of the gene Pban, whose product is annotated as PBAN-type neuropeptides. The record is from RefSeq and is a predicted model, not a curated record. NCBI's taxonomy places the organism in Eukaryota, Metazoa, Arthropoda, Insecta, Hymenoptera, Braconidae. Bases 17 to 592 code for a protein of 191 amino acids. The transcript has 3 exons.
UACCGUUGAGGACACAAUGUUCACCAUUUCGUGUGCAAGUGCUUGUGUACGAGUUGGUACUCUCCUGGCUACCAUCGCUGUUGUGACUUGUGAUUAUGAUGGCAAUCAAGCGGCGAGUUUUGCAGACAGAAAUUUGGACUCCAAUGUACUUUGCAACGGAGGGAGAUGCACAGAGACUAGCGACGGGAUAGCCGGUGCCAUGUGGUUCGGCCCAAGACUAGGAAGGAAGAGAAGAUCAGAUGAAAAAAUGGAAACAAUCGACGAAGAAAUCGGCGCUAUCGCUGAUGUCAUCAAUAGCGGACCAUGGGCCUGGGUCGCGUAUUCCGGUGGUGGAGAUAAACGACACACGACGCAAUUCACCCCUCGACUCGGCCGAGAAUUAACCGACGAUUUUCUCCAAAAAUACAUGGCUUACGAUUUCGACAAAAAUCGAUUGUCCCGUUACAUCGCUGCCCCGGAAGACGCGAGCCUACAGCGUCAUCAAUCACCUCCCCCCCCACCCCCCCAAUUUGCCCCGAGACUUGGACGUAAUUUGCCAUUCAACCCCUCACCGAGACUCGGACGUCACCUGCGAUUUGUGCAGAAAGUUUGAAAUCUCAUUAUUCCAGAAGCCACGACCGCAGGAGCAAUCGUCUCCUCGUGAUCUAUUUAUUUCAUGAACAAGCAUCUUGAUGAAUUCACUGAGAUAUUAUGGAGUAUUACAAGAGGGCAUAUUUAUAUUUGUAUUUUAACAUUUCCACAUAAUUAUUGUGUUGUAUAUAAAGUUCAUGGAGAUUACUCGAAGCGAAGUGUUUAUAAUUAUUUAUAACUGCAUUGAAUUCAUGAUUUCAUUGAUUUUGAGCCCGAUCUUCAUCGAUUUUGUGACUCGUCAUGACUUUAUUGUCCCCAUUCACGAUU